Guillardia theta CCMP2712 is the source of this 565-nucleotide messenger RNA. RefSeq lists its product as hypothetical. Gene Ontology annotation, molecular function: protein binding. NCBI's taxonomy places the organism in Eukaryota, Cryptophyceae, Pyrenomonadales, Geminigeraceae. Bases 19 to 393 code for a protein of 124 amino acids. The record is from RefSeq and is a predicted model, not a curated record. The transcript is spliced from 6 exons.
GUAGCGCAACUGGUCCCCAUGCUACAGAAGAAUCAUACCCUGCUCGAGCUCAAUCUCUGGAGCAACAACCUUGGAGCAGGAGGCGCCGCGAUCAUCGCCAUGGCUCUGAGCCACACCAGUGCGGGGCUGGUCGACCUGGACUUAGGAUGCAACAGCAUCGGCAACGAGGGACUGACGGCACUUGCGGAGGUGAAGAGGAAGAAACAGGGAGAGGGGGGGAGCAAACAGAGGUGGAAUGAAAUCGACGACGAGGGCGUCCUGCAUGCUGGGCGGACGCUUGCGGGAACUUCUUGUCUUAAGGAGAUGAAUUUGUUCGGGAACAAACUCAGCUCCGAUGGGAAGGCACAAGCUGAACUACAACGACAAGUACCAUCCAUCAAAGUCAUGAAGUAACAACUGAGUCAGACCGGCCGCUUUCAUUCUUAUCAUCCCCUCCUACUCGAGCACAUCUAAAUCCUCCGCCAUCUCCAGACUCUUCAGAACCUCUUCCAUCAUCUCUGUCUUCAGCUUUCCCCACUCCUCGUACGUGUGAAUCUGGACCGCAGCAAGAAACAGUCUCUGUGAG